AUGAAGAUCUUGACUGAAAGGACCUCCCAUUUCAAUAUUGCACUGGAUGAUGUGUCAAUCACAAGCUUGACAUUUGGUAAGGAAUUUACAACCGCAAUUGAAGCCAAGCAGGUUGCUGCUCAAGAAGCUGAGAGGGCUAAGUUUGUGGUAGAAAAAGCUAAACAGGACAAAAGAAGUGCUGUUAUUAGAGCACAUGGAGAAGCCAAGAGUGCACAAUUGAUUGGUCAAGCUAUUGCCAAUAAUCCUGCAUUUAUCACCUUGAGGAAAAUUGAAGCUGCAAGGGAAAUCGCUCAUACAAUUUCAAACUCUGCUAACAAGGUUUACUUGAAUUCAGAUGACCUCUUUAUAGCAACAUAG
Molecule: messenger RNA, 357 nt
Organism: Arachis stenosperma
Lineage: Eukaryota; Viridiplantae; Streptophyta; Magnoliopsida; Fabales; Fabaceae
Product: prohibitin-1, mitochondrial-like
Exons: 2
Coding region: 1-357 (118 amino acids)
Biological process (GO): mitochondrion organization
Cellular component (GO): mitochondrion; membrane
Source: RefSeq, a predicted model, not a curated record